AUGGAUGCGCGCGGGAAACUACAGAGCGGGGAAUCAUCAGUAGAGGGAGAUGAUUCAACAAACUCAAGCAACACCCUCAUCGAAACCCUGAUAUUGACACAACUUAACUCGAUCAUCAUUAAUCCCGGACAAGACAACAGGCCGCAUGCAGUCAUCGGAGUUCUAGGCAAAGAACUGAAAGCUUUAUUGGACAGCGGAACAACUUGCUCACUGCUAGGCGGCAGCAACGUAAAAGUCGUAGACGAACUAGGACUACGAAAAGGAAAUGCUAAAGGGGGAAUACAAACGGCUAAUGGGACUGCUGUUAGUUCCGUCGAUUCCAGACUUGAUGUUAAGGCCGUAUGCUGUACUUUGGAAACCAUACCUACAGUAGCAGAAGUAGAAGAUCCAAAAGAACACGUAACGAUGACACUAUCAGAUGAAGAGCAGAGACAGUUAAAUUUGGUUGUGCAGCGAUUUCCUAAGGCAGAAGAUGGCGAGUUAGGGAGAACACAGCUGUAUGAGCAUCGUAUCGACGUCGGAGAUGCACCGACGAAGAAACAAAGACACUACCCGAUGUCUAAAUACGUACUGGAGGAGGUGAACAAGGAGUUCGAUAGGAUGUUGGCCAUGGACGUCAUCGAGGAGGCCAUGUUCUCUCCUUGGAACAACCCACUCGUCGCUGUAAAGAAGAAAAACGGGAAAUGUCGUGUCUGCCUGGACGCCCGCUACCUGAAUAGCGUGAUGGUCUACGAAGGUUACCCGAUUCCACAAAUUUCGUCAAUCAUCAACAACUAA
This is a messenger RNA of Uranotaenia lowii, 777 nucleotides long. RefSeq lists its product as uncharacterized. The record is from RefSeq and is a predicted model, not a curated record. The coding region runs from base 1 to 777 and encodes 258 amino acids. The transcript is spliced from 3 exons. NCBI's taxonomy places the organism in Eukaryota, Metazoa, Arthropoda, Insecta, Diptera, Culicidae. Gene Ontology annotation, biological process: proteolysis. Gene Ontology annotation, molecular function: aspartic-type endopeptidase activity.